CUUUCACGUCGGUGCACGGAUAGUAAGCUAACGGAUAAUGCAAACACAAACUAAAAUAAACAACGCAGAUUGUCCCUAAAGACGGUAUAGCACGGGAAGGUUUUACUAUUUGUGCCGACUCUUUCUUGUUGGACUAUUAUUCGUGGAAAUGUGAUGCAGCCAUCGCUGCGAGGACACACGCAUUGGGUAACGUGAGCUAACUGACGUUAGCAAUAGCCUGCUAAUUGUUAACGUUCCGCAAGGCCGCGGAGACAUAGGAGUGCUGCUUCCUCCUCCAGCUUCACUGAGAAUGUAGGUAACAUUACGACCCAAGGAACAAAAUUACAACUAACUAACUAGCUAGUUCUGUUGAGUAUUCGAUUGCAUUUACGUUUGUUUUAGCUGAGCUUGCGGGCUACCUAGCUUGUUAGCUAUUUGGCUAGCUAGCUAGCAUGAGUGAACUGACGGACUGCAAACAGUCCGCUGACUCUGCAUCGAGGAAACGGUGUCCAUCACCCAGCCAGGAUGAAGGCAGCACGAUUCCCAGCAAGUCCUCAAAAGUAAGUGACGCAUUAAAUGAAGCCGGGGUUACUUCGGAAAGUCGCAAAAACAGUGAAGCUGAGAGUAAAGAAGCAGCUGAGAGCGAGGGCCAGUCAAAAGAUAGCUUGGAAGAACCAGCUGCCGUGCAAGCGUUUAAGGGUUCAGUUAGCACGGGUGGUACUAGUACAUUUCCUGUCAACAACUCCAAUGCUGACGGUCACGAUGCCAGCAACAACGAUAAACCACAGUCCUCAGGUGCACAUGGAUUUGCUGACGCAAAGGAAGUUGGAGAGAAGACAGCAGGAUCAGAGCGGCGUCCCAUUGCUCCUCUGGACCAGUCCGACUCAGCAGCCAUAGCAGCUGCUGAAGCUCUCGCCAGUCUCACAGGGGGAGACGGUGAAGACAGUCAAGAGACUCCUUGCUCAUCUGAAAAAGCUAAACAGGUUAAACAGGGGAGUAAAUUCAAACAACGUGGGGGCCAGCAUUCCUCCAAAACAGGCUCUAAAACGCAGGCAGCUGCAGCAGAUAGCUCCACAUCUGUGCACAGUACUGAUAGAGAAGAUGCAGAUGAUGUGCCUGAAGCAGAUGAAGGUGAUGAAUCCAUAUCUGGAUCUUCGUCCACGCCAAGCUCCUCUUUCCCAUCAGACAAUGAGGACAACGAUGAUGGGGAGUGUGCCAUUGUGUCAGUUAAGAUGGCCCCUGAGAUGAGACAAUCAGUGGCUCUCCUGGCACAGGUACAGAUGAGACUGGAAGCCCUUGAGAAGAAAAGCGCCCGGCUUCAUCAACGGCUGGAGCUGAAGAUUAGUCGUCAGCGGCGCCCACAUCUGGAUCAGCGUAGCUCCAUUACAAAAACCAUCCCUGGCUUCUGGGUGACAGCUCUGUUGAACCAUCCUCAUCUUUCAGCUCACAUUGACGAGACUGAUGAAGAUGCUCUUAGUUACAUGACUGAUCUUGAGAUCGAGUCUUUCAAGAAUAACAAACUGGGCUACAGGAUUCGCUUCCACUUCAGACGGAACCCAUAUUUCCAGAACAACAUCAUCAUGAAGGAGCUGCACCUUGGGAUGGGAGGAUCCCCCAUGUCCUUCUCCAACCCCAUCCUAUGGCAUCGUGGACAAAAUCUGACAGCCCACAGCGAACCCAGGAAAUCGACACGUGGGGUCUAUCAGACCUUUUUCAGCUGGUUCAGUGACCAUAGCAACCCAGGACAAGAUGAUGUAGCACAGAUACUUAAAGACGACCUGUACAGAGAUCCACUGAGAUAUUACCUCACUCCACUCUGGGAACCGAGGGAGAAUGGCAGUAGUGGCAGCGGGACUAGAGCAGCUGACAAUGGUAACGGUGAUGAGUGUGUGGUAAUAUCCGACUCAGAUGAUGAGCCUGGUGAGGAGACUGGUGAGGCUGAGCAAGGCCACAGUAGGGAGGAGGAGGAAGAUGAUGAAGAGGAGGAAGAAGAAGAAGAAGAGGAGGAGGAGGAGGACAGGGGGCCAAGCGCAGAUGAGAGCCCAGGGGAGGAGGAUGAUGGUGGAGAAAUUGUGAUCGACGGUAAGACACGACUCUCAACAGCAGCGCUCUGA
Seriola dumerili (greater amberjack) is the source of this 2093-nucleotide messenger RNA. RefSeq names its product testis-specific Y-encoded-like protein 4 (gene tspy). Gene Ontology annotation, molecular function: histone binding; chromatin binding. NCBI's taxonomy places the organism in Eukaryota, Metazoa, Chordata, Actinopteri, Carangiformes, Carangidae. Gene Ontology annotation, biological process: nucleosome assembly. The coding region runs from base 432 to 2093 and encodes 553 amino acids. Gene Ontology annotation, cellular component: chromatin; nucleus. The record is from RefSeq and is a predicted model, not a curated record. The transcript is spliced from 8 exons.